Messenger RNA from Monopterus albus (swamp eel), 2528 nucleotides. It is a transcript of the gene dnai7, whose product is annotated as dynein axonemal intermediate chain 7. The coding region runs from base 16 to 2289 and encodes 757 amino acids. Gene Ontology annotation, cellular component: axoneme. Gene Ontology annotation, molecular function: beta-tubulin binding; microtubule binding. NCBI's taxonomy places the organism in Eukaryota, Metazoa, Chordata, Actinopteri, Synbranchiformes, Synbranchidae. The record is from RefSeq and is a predicted model, not a curated record. The transcript has 17 exons.
GCCAUAUAUGUCGCCAUGACGACACACACACGCAUGCGUAUGUGUUUCUGUAGUUACUCGGACGCUGAAGUUCUCAGUUUCAGAAUGCCGCCCAAGAUAAGAAAGUCAUUAAAAAAGGGAGGAAAGCUGUCUAAAGCUCAGAAGUUGAAGCAGAAGCAAGAGGAGGAGGAGAGGAGGCUGCAAGAGGAAGAAGAAGCACGGCUGAAUGCAGAGAAAGAAGAACAAGAAACACUGGAAAGAGAGAAAAAGGAGAAGGAAAUGCUUGAAAGGCUUGAGUUAAAGGCCAGAGAGUGCAGAGAGAAUGAGCUGAACGAACUCCGCCAUCUGUUGGAGAACAAUCAUGCUGCAUUAACCAAGUGGAAAACUGAUAGUGCUGAGAAAACCAAGUAUGUUCCUUUUGUCCAGUGUGAGAGGUACAUGCGCUGUGAUGGCAUUCCAGACCCUUCAGGAAUAUUAACCCCGCAGGAUAUUAACACAUAUAUCAGCUUAUGGAGAGACGACCCAGAGGUCAACAUCACACCCAUGCUCAAGCAAUGUAGCAUCGCUCUAGAGCUGGUUGAGGAGCUGGAAGGUCUGCUCAGGGAUGUUAAAGAUCCUCAAGAGGGCCAGAAGUACCAGGAGGCUCUCAUAAAUUUACAGGAACUAAUCCAUUUUAAACACCAGCUCACCACAGAGGAUAUCCUUAAGGGAGCCAGUGCUAACAUUGACACUGAAACAGGCAACAUGCACACUGUGAUCAAAGAUGACAACAUUACACUGUGUCUCUGGGCCAAUCUCAAGAAGAAUCCAAGGUUUAAAGGUUUCAAAUUCAGCGAAGCUGGCAUGGGCUUUGAACUUCCCAAGCAGUUGGCUGAGAGCGACAUCGCUGUACGGAUCCUCCACACACGAUAUGACCACCUGUCCUUGCUGGCCAAAAUUAGUCAUCCAAGAAUAUACACACCUAGCUGCAGGCCUCUUGAAGGCACUGAUAAGAUUCCAACAGACAUAGAUUUACCUGAGCAGGGAGAGACAAAAGUAGAUGGAGAGGUGAAGGAAGACAGCGAGAUGCAGCAGAAGAUAGUGGAAGAGGAGGUGCAGUCCGGCCAAGGGUUAGAAGUUUGGAAGAGUGCAGCAAGUCUACAGUCGAGAAAAAACAGCCCCCACUCCCCAGAAGGCCGAGCGAGCCAGACGCAGAUAGAGAUAGAAACACUCAGAGCUGAGGGUGAGAUGACUUCUUCCUCAGAGCAGCUCACAGUUAUGGACUGCAGUGAACAAGUCCAGAUGGUGGACUUGAUGCAGUACACGCCUUUGGGUGGGAUCUUCUACUAUGAUUUGUUUCACCUCCCACCACAAGCCCACCAGGUCAAUGGCUGGAAAAUUAGACAGGUGUUGGAUACAGGACUACAAGUGUUUCCCUACCGCCCAGAGAAGUCCAACAUAGAUGACAACGGGGCUCUCAGUUGUCCUCCUGUUGGCGUGUCUGUGAUGCUGCCUGACUCUGUUGUCUUCUUGGAAACUCCUCAAGUGGCUUGCUGGGAUGCUGCAGGUAAGCAGUGGCGAAUAGACGGCAUCAGCGAUGUAACUUACAAGGAGGAAGAGGCUAAGAUCUCCUUCAAGAUGGCCUCCUUCCAAGCUUUUGCACUUAUGCAAGAAACAUAUGCCAACUUUCCCUUCCAGAGCUGGGAGCUCAGGCCACUGGGCCAAGACUCUGCAGUUUUCACUGUCAAUGGAGCACUCAUUGAUCUCAGCAUCAUCAUCCAGGGUAACCAGUGCAUGUUGCAGUUAGAGCAAGAAAAAGGUCUUUCUCACCUCAAAGGGAAGUGGAUGAACAGCCCUGCCCUACAGAGAGCCAUGCUCAAUGCUGGGCUCAACAUCUUUGUGAAUGAGUACACAGACAAAUAUGUCUGCAGCUACUGCAAGGACCCACUGGCAGAACACGCCGCCUACAAACAGAUGGCCCUUUUUGCCUCUGCCUGUGCUUUCUCAUGGAGCAAGUGGAAUGCCAAAUGUGGAGCUGAGCAUCUGGUCCUGCAGGUAUGUGAACAUCACAGCCCUGCCCCUGUGCCCAAGGGCUCAUGGAGUCUCUAUCUGCUGGGCACUCAGUGUAGUAAGAAGUUGGAAAUUACUGAGAAGAAUGAAGCUUUCUCUCCAGAUCAUUAUCCUGGCAGCAAGUUUCACUCCACCUUAAUCCACAUGCUCCAGGAUAACAUGAGCACUGAUGGCAUAUCUAGGACCAAAAAAUCCAAUUGUCUGUUCAUCAAUACAGUACAGAGUCUGCUCUGUGCCACGAGGCCCCUGAUGUAUUCAUAAACUAGUGACUUUAAAAAUAUGAAUCUGUAAUGUACAUUUGGAUGCACAUAAUAACAUACAUCUUCUAAUGUAGAACUAGUUACUUUAUUUUGUGCAAAGUUUCAUGCAUCUUUGGAACAUACAAAUGUGUUUGAAGUUGGUGAAUCACAGCAAUAACUUAAAAUGGAAAAUAAACCCUUUGGUGUUAAAAACAACUGUAGAAUUAUAACUGAAACAUUCACAUUUCCCCACUUGUCUAA